This is a messenger RNA of Egretta garzetta (little egret), 413 nucleotides long. Its product is annotated as lymphocyte antigen 6E. The transcript has 3 exons. NCBI's taxonomy places the organism in Eukaryota, Metazoa, Chordata, Aves, Pelecaniformes, Ardeidae. Gene Ontology annotation, molecular function: acetylcholine receptor inhibitor activity. The record is from RefSeq and is a predicted model, not a curated record. Bases 1 to 381 code for a protein of 126 amino acids.
AUGAAGGCUUUUCUGAUUGCCCUGCUGGUGGCAGUCCUGUGUGCUGAGCAAGCUUCCUCGCUGUUCUGCUACACAUGCGACAACGAGCACUCCAACUGGAACUGCCUGAAAACCUACAAGUGUGAAGACCAUGAGAAAUACUGUACGACCACAUACAGCUCUGCUGGGUUUGGCAAGGACACGGGACACCGCAUCACCAAGAAAUGUUCUGUAGACUGUCCUGAGACGAACAUAAACUUUGGUGUGGCAGCUUAUUCCACCAAAUGCUGUAGUACCUCCCUGUGCAAUUUCAGUGGUGCUAACAGCAUAAAAAUCAGCUACGCCGUGAUGUUCCUGGGAAUGGUGGCCAGUUUGAUCUGUGUCAUCCGGGCAGGAUUGUGAUGAGGCGUGGGAGAAGAUGUGACAACCGAAGA